Rotaria sp. Silwood2 is the source of this 571-nucleotide messenger RNA. The record is from the annotation of a GenBank genome assembly. NCBI's taxonomy places the organism in Eukaryota, Metazoa, Rotifera, Eurotatoria, Philodinida, Philodinidae.
GUUUAUAUAAAAUCCAAAAAAACUCUUAAAUUGCUCUUAUUUGAUUUAUUUACUUAACGAAUGACACACUUUUUAGUCUUCUCUUUUCAGUUUUAUGGUCAUCUCUCAGUACUAUGAAUUAAUUCACUUAGAAACAAAUAAAUAUCUAAUUAGAAUCUUUGAUCUCAUCUGAGAAAAGUUUUAUCUCAUAGUCUUGUAGAUCUCUAUCCAUGUAAAAAGGGUAUAAUCAUCAGAUUAAAAACAACGUCAUUCUAAGUUUUAUCUUGUCAUUAAUCGCCAUCUACACAUUGUAUUUUUAGUUCGACCAGAUAUAUCAUCAGGAUACAUUCAUUCUAUUGAUGUUUCACGACGGAUAGACUCUUUACAAACAUCUGAAUCGAUUGCUCAACAUGUAAAUGUUUUUGAACAAGAUCUUUGUCAAUUAAUUGGGCAAUUAAAGCAGUUUGUUUUUCUUGAUAUUCGUGGAGAAACUGAUCCUGAAAAAGUAAAACCUUAUCGUUCUAUGGUUCAAAGAUGUUUUCCUCAUAGCAAGAUUGACGUUGAAUUAAAAAGAUUUCGUCUUUGGAUAUAA